UCUCUAUAUAAUAGGAGAGCUGCCGUAGGUUCACUUAGUACUAGACGGUGUUCCACCGCUAAAGUCAUAUAUACACUUCCUCGAGAGGUCGCCCUCUGUGUUUGGAUUGUCAUCAUGAAGUUCAUUGUGUUGCUGGCGCUGGCUGGUCUAGCGAGCUGCAGCACUAGUCUCAUAGGAGGGGACCAGGCCCGUGAUGUCAAAAUCCAGUACACGUAUGUGGACGAAAAUGGAAAGGAAGUAAAGGUGGAGCUUGAAGCAGACCGUUUGGGGCUUGCCCUGGCGAAGGAUGGUCUACGCCCAGUCAACAGGAAGCCCGCCCAAGCCGCCCCAGUUCGCUUCGUGGCAGUGGAGCAGCCCGAGCCCAAAGUUGAGACCCGGUUUGUCCAGCUAGUCGAAGCUCCACAGCCCAGAGCCAGGCCACAGCUUCUGAGGUUGGUCCCUGCUCCAGAACCCAAACCCCAGGCUGUUGAGACCCGUUUCAUCCAAGUGCCCGCUGCUCCAAAGCCAGUGGCCCAACGCCGGUUUGUUCAGGUACAGGCUGUCCCAAAGCCAGUGGCCCAGCCCCGUCUCGUUCAGUUACAACAAGAUGCUGCCCCCAAACCUGAGCCAGCAGUGGUGAAAUUCGUUCCUCUGGAACAAGAGAUCGAAGUGGAGACGAAAUUCAUCAGGGUUCCAGUACCUGUGGGCCAGACUGCACCGGCACCAGCUGUGCCUGCACUUUUCACAGCAGAAGUCGAAGAGGAAAUCCCGGUGGUCCUCCGGGCUACCUCGCCUAGAGCUUCCCCAGUUCGGCGACGCUCCCAGGGUCCUGGCGGAAGGCAGGUAUUCAGAAGGGUUGUUGAUCUGGAUUCCAGCGCAGAGAAAUAGUAGAUGCUGCAGGACGCUGCAUCAACCGCAGCUUCCAUGAAGUGAUGUGACCUACUCAAUGUAGAUAGUUCCUAGGGGAAGUUUAAAUUAUAAAUCAAACAAAUAAAGAAAUUGUUUCUC
Molecule: messenger RNA, 987 nt
Organism: Macrobrachium nipponense
Lineage: Eukaryota; Metazoa; Arthropoda; Malacostraca; Decapoda; Palaemonidae
Product: protein TonB-like
Exons: 3
Coding region: 115-867 (250 amino acids)
Source: RefSeq, a predicted model, not a curated record